AUGAAUGGUCGGAUGUGUAAGAUGGAGAGCCAAACCACCCGGCCGGCGCCGCUUUCUAAGUGGCACAACUCUAACUCCACAAACAUCCAACAUCCGUCCCAGGGCAAGGUCCCCACCCAAGCAAGUGUUGUCUCGGGCCAAGGUACAACCCUGGUCUCCAAUCCAAACCUCAUGAACUCGGCCAGCAUCCACGUCGACCCUCUCCCCCACACCGUGGGUAACCCUCUCCGGGGCCUCAUCCCCAGGGUAGGUGAUGGUCAGCCGGCCCUGGAGGAUGAGAUGGGUAGUCAGGCCAUCGUGCGAAUGCGGGCUAUAAUGAGCGUUCCUAGAAGUCGUACCACCCGUCUGCAUUAG
Parascedosporium putredinis is the source of this 354-nucleotide messenger RNA. The record is from the annotation of a GenBank genome assembly. NCBI's taxonomy places the organism in Eukaryota, Fungi, Ascomycota, Sordariomycetes, Microascales, Microascaceae.